CAGUGUCUCUCAGCGCUUGGAACGGGCGCUUUCAACUGAGUCGUUCAUCACCGCCAGGACGCCAGGGCCCGUCGUGUCUCCCGUGUCCCUGGAUCUGCGCGUCUCGCCGGGACAGGUUGCGGAGCUGCCCGGCAAGAACCUGUGGGAGCAGAUCUGCGAAGGCGUCACCAUCAGAGGAAAGGGUUCUCUAUGGCUUCAACACGGAACACCUUUACCCAGCUGCUCCUUUAGCCGUGGUCCCACAAGUAUCCUGUCCUGAAGCUAAACGGGAAACAAUCGACCCAAAAACAUGUUCCCCUAAAGAAUAUUUGGAAACAUUCAUCUUUCCAGUUCUGCUUCCCGGAAUGGCUAGCCUGCUUCACCAAGCAAAGAAAGAAAAAUGUUUUGAGAGGAAAAGAACCAAAUUCAUUGCCUGUGAUUUUCUGACCGAAUGGUUAUACAAUCAAAAUCCAAAGAGGAUAGGGGAGACAUUCACAGAAUUCUUCUCCAUUCCAUUUGUGGAAGAGUGGCUGAAACUGCACCCACGGCCGGCGAUCCCACUCUCCCUCCUGCUGACAGAAUCGGCAGCAGCGCUCUGCAUUCAGUCCUUCUGGAGAGCCUAUCUGUACGCGGGCCUCUCACUGUUGUGGCCUCUCCCAUUGCGGAGCACAGGCUCCGGGCGCGCAGGCCCAGCGGCCAUGGCUCACAGGCCCAGCCGCUCCGCGGCACGUGGAAUCCUCCCAGACUGGGGCACGAACCCGUGUCCCCUGCAUCAGCAGGCGGACUCUCAAUCACUGUGCCACCAGGGAAGCCCUACUGUACAGGUUCGCUGUGAUCCUGAGAUUCAAGAAUUGCGUCAGUGGCAGAAGAAACUGCGUGAGGACAAGCACAUCCGCCAGCGAGUCGAAAUUUUCUGGGCCAAGCAAGAGCAGAAAGGAGAAGAAACUGUCUCAGAGGUUAAGUCACUUGGUUUUGGUCAACAGCUGCUAAAGAGCAGAGCUGAGGACAUUUACAACUUGCCACAACAUCAUACUGCCUUGCUGUUCUCACACCCUUCCUUUCCACCAGUCCAUGAAUGGGUAGGCUGUGGGAGAGGUCUGGAAUCCAUGCUCUCAAAAGUGCAACAGAAGUUCAAUGCAGAAACGAAGGUCACACCAUAAAAAGCAAUGAAGGACUGAUACGUGCUCGAACGUGGACGAACCUUGAAAACUGAAAAACUUGAAAGCUUGCUAAGUGCAAGAAGACAGACACAAAAGACCACAUAUUAUAUGAUUCCAUUUAUGUGAAAUGUCCCUAUAGGAAAGUCUGUAGAGAUAGAAAGUAGAUUAGUGCUUGCCUAGGGCCAGGAGGCUGAGGGAAUGGGGGUGAUAGCUAAAAGGUAUGGGGAUUCUUUGGGCGAUAACGAAGAUGUUGUAAAAUUGAUCGUGGUGACGGUUGCACCUGUCUGUGAAUAUACUAAAAACCAUUGAAUUGCGUACUUUAAAUGAGUGAAUUGUAUGGUAUGUGAGUUAUAUUUUUAUAAAUCUGUUACAUAAAAUAAAAAUGAAGGCACAGACUACCUCACAUCCAUAAAGAUGGAUACUAUCAAAAAAUAGAAAAUAACAAGUAUUGGUGAGGAUGUGGAAGAAUUGAACCCAUUAUGCAUUGUUAGUGGGAAAGUAAAAUGAUGCAGAUAAAGGGUUCCUUAAUAAAUUUUUAAUUGGAAUUACCAUAUGAUCCAGCAAUUCCAGUUUGGGGUAAAUACAAGAAAGAGAGCAGAGACUCAAUGAGAUGUUUGUAUACAUAUGUUAAUGGUUAGCAUUAUUCACGGUAGCCAAAAGGUAGAAGUAACCCAAGUGUCCAUCAGUGGAUGAAUAGAUAAGAAAUAUGUGGUAUGUCCGUACAAUAGAAUAUUAUUCAGCCUUAAGAAGGAAGUUCUGACACAUGCCAUAAUGUGGAUGAACCUUGAGGACAUUAUGCUGAGUGAAAGAAGCCAGUCACAAAAAGGCAAAUACUGUGUGAUUCCACUUACAUGAGAUACUUAGAAUAUGGUGGUUGCCAUGGGCUGGGAGGAGGGGAGAAUGGGGAGUUCUUGUUUAAUGGUUACAGAGUUUCUGUUUUGCGAGAUGAAAAGCGUUCUAGAGAUGGAUGGUGGUGAUGGUUGCACAAUAUGAAUGUACUUAUACCGCUGAAUUGUGCACUUUAAAAUGGUUAAGAUGGUAAAUUUUAUGUUAUGUGUAUUUUACCACAAUAAAAAAAAUUAGGAGGAAAAACAAUGAAGGCACAGACCCCAAAUUACCUCAUGGAUCGCUCCCUUACCUCCAUCAGGCUCUGCUUAAUGUCAUCUUCUCAGUGUGCCCUCCCUGACCCCCCGACCCCCAUCCCUCUGCCCUGCUUGUCCCCAACUAGCAUGUUAUCUACAGGGUGAUUCAGAAAGAACUGACUGGGCUUCCCUGGUGGCGCAGUGGUUAAGAAUCUGCCUGCCAAUGCAGGGAACACGGGUUCGAGCCCUGGUCUGGGAAGAUCCCACAUGCCGCGGAGCAACUAAGCCCGUGAGCCACAGCUACUGAGCCUGCGCGUCUGGAGCCUGUGCUCCGCAGCAAGAGAGGCCACGACAGUGAGAGGUCCGCGCACCGCGAUGAAGAGUGACCCACGCUCGCUGCAACUAGAGAAAGCCCUCGCACAGAAACGAAGACCCAACACAGCCAAAAAUUAAUUAAUU
Orcinus orca (killer whale) is the source of this 2680-nucleotide messenger RNA. It is a transcript of the gene IQCK, whose product is annotated as IQ motif containing K. Bases 345 to 1139 code for a protein of 264 amino acids. The transcript is spliced from 9 exons. Lineage: Eukaryota; Metazoa; Chordata; Mammalia; Artiodactyla; Delphinidae. The record is from RefSeq and is a predicted model, not a curated record.